CCCCUCCCCCGCUCCAUGCAACACACAUCUCAGAGAGAAAUAAUAGCAAUUGAUGGAGAUGUUCAAGCUGUGUGUAAUGCUCCUGUUGGCAGCCGUUGCGGCGGUGGCCACGGCGGCUCGCCAGGUUCCCGGUGGUGGCCAGAUGGAGCUCGUCGAUGCCGUUGAAGUGAAGGCGGCGGAGUUACCGGCGGAUAUUGGGGAUGCUGUUCGUGACCAGAAGAAUUUUCUCUACGGCGGAGUUGGCGGCUUCGCUGGCAUGGGCGGGUACGCGGGAAUGGGCGUAAUGCCGGGGCUUGGUGGUGGUGUCGGGAUCGGAAAAUUUGGCGGAAUUGGUGGUGCCGCUGGGUUCGGAAAAUUUGGCGGAAUUGGCUUGGGUGGCCCCGGCGGAGGAGCUGGUCUUCCCGGUGGCGGUGGCCUCGGCGGCAUAGGUGGCGGAGGAGCUGCUCCUCCUGCUGGAGGAGUUGGCGGCGGAAUAGGCGGUCUAGCUGGGCACGGGCUUGGCGGACUAGCUGGGCACGGGCUAGGCGGACUAGCCGGGCAUGGGCUUGGUGGAGCUGGUGGAAUAGGCGGCCUGGCUGGGCACGGGCUCGGCGGCCUACCUGGGCACGGGAUUGGCGAUGCUGGUGGUAUUGGAGGCAACAGUCCUCCCGGUGGUGUUGGCGGUGGAUACGGCGGAGUUGGCGGCGGUCCGGGUGGCGUUGUUCCCCCAUAAGUCGUAAAAUUGUGUUGCUAUAUUUCCAUGAUCAGUGUUUUGUGAUAAAAUAUUAGUGCCGUGUGAUUGGGUGUUGUAUUGUAGCUGUAGUGAUUCGAUGGCUGUGUUUUAUUUUUGUAGYGAUUCGGUGGUGGCUUUGUGUUCAAACUUAUGCAUGCAUGCACAUGCACGUACUAUUUCUCAGUCUUCAAUCAAAUAACUAUUCGUCAUCUAUUAUUCCAGAAAA
Messenger RNA from Momordica charantia (bitter melon), 938 nucleotides. Its product is annotated as glycine-rich protein. The record is from RefSeq and is a predicted model, not a curated record. NCBI's taxonomy places the organism in Eukaryota, Viridiplantae, Streptophyta, Magnoliopsida, Cucurbitales, Cucurbitaceae.